Molecule: messenger RNA, 1227 nt
Organism: Angiostrongylus costaricensis
Lineage: Eukaryota; Metazoa; Nematoda; Chromadorea; Rhabditida; Metastrongylidae
Source: the annotation of a GenBank genome assembly
AUGAAGUUGACGUUGUUGACGGCUCUUCUGAUAAUCGACGACUCCACAACCGACAUCAUUCGACGGGCGAUUUUUGAAUGCCGACGUGUGGACGUGGCGUUCUGUUGCACUUCAAGAGUGCGCAUCCUUUGCGCAGAACAGUGCAAGGACGUAAAGUGCGGCGUACAAAGUCAGUCUCUUCACAGUACCGUUACCAUUCGGUUUUUUCGUUUUUAUCCGAUCUCAAGAUUCCAAGUGGAAUCGAUGACGCCGCCUCCUCAUGCUCGUGACGGUCUCGUACAACUCUCUCGACCAUCCGUACCGACACCGAUGGUGGAGCAUCUGCAAGAAUCGUCAACACAAACACCCUUCGCAGUGACGUCGCUCGUACAGUCGCCGUUCACCGGAUUUCCGACACUGAUACCGUUUGAGCCGAACAUCGACAGUAUCUCGAACAUAGACAAACCAACCUCUCGAUUCCAAUCGACAUCAGUUCCGACACUUCACUCAACAGUUAUCAAGUCAAUUCAUCACCGCAUUCGUACAACGCCAGAUCCACGAAUCAUACGGCCGCCUGAAUCACUUGUGAUUAUUGGCGAAUCCGACGAGGAACCGACAACUACCGAUAAUUGGCACCAGCCGAUGGCGAUGUCGUCGUCGCCAUCGUCAGAACUGGUUAACGCUUUACGACCGUUUUCACCUGCACUGAAACCAUCUGCGAAUCGUGGUCUUUCUCAACAAAUAUCGUCCCAUCAGAUCUCUUCUGAACGUUCUUUGGUGUUCAUCAACGAAACAACACCAAAACCUCGGCCAAAUCUUCAACUACAAUCGUUCACCGUAACAGUGCCGGUCGUCGAACAGCAGUGCGGUGUGGCUCCGAAUUUCAAGCCUUGUGUCAGCGCCGAACAAGCCAGUCAUGCUUUACUGGAGUGCUGCCAGCGAAAGAAUUUGCCCCAUGGCUGUUUGUCGCUUUGUCGCUAUGAUAUCUCGCAAGCUGAGGUUCGCUCGGUGAUUGAUCGCGGUCUCUGCGGGCUGUUCAGCGUCGCGCCAUACCUCGAAUGCGCUUCACAGGGCCACGACAACACAGAAUGCUGUAGACACAAGGGCAUCAUCGCCAAAACCGGUCCUCAAUGCGAGCAGUUCUGUCGGUCAUCUCAUCAGCUCGGUGUCUUAGGCUUACAGCAUAUCGUAUGUGGUAACGCUAUCGGAGAAAUGAUGCAGUGCCAUCACUCAGGAAUCAGACUGUAA